This is a messenger RNA of Penicillium argentinense, 750 nucleotides long. RefSeq names its product anticodon-binding domain-containing protein. Lineage: Eukaryota; Fungi; Ascomycota; Eurotiomycetes; Eurotiales; Aspergillaceae. Bases 1 to 750 code for a protein of 249 amino acids. The record is from RefSeq and is a predicted model, not a curated record. The transcript is spliced from 3 exons.
AUGGCAGAGAAUAAGCGCCAGAGCUCCGGUGCUAAAGGAUCUCGAGGAUCAUCGGGCAACGCAACUGGGCCCAACAUGGCGACCGAUAUGGCGUCCUUGGAGACUGCCUUGAGUGGCGCAAUGGGUGCUCGCAUUCGGGUCACCGUUGGUCCUCCAAUCUCGACUACUUACGAGGGCAUGCUCGUCGCCGCGGACCCCAUCUCCAGUAUCGUUAUCAUUAACACCCGUCCCCCUCCCUCGACCGCAGACUCCAAGGAGGCAUGGAACGGAGAUCACCAAAUGUUUCCUAUGUCGAAGGUCCAGUCCUUCCAGCUUCUCUCCCUUCACCCGUCGGCCUCGAACCCGACCGACACCCCCUUCACCGGUGCCUGGCCCCCGAUCUUCCCGCUCGACAUUCGUGCGCUGAAGGCGCGCGAGGCCAAAGCUGUUGCUGAAGCACAGGAGCGCGAAGCCCGUCGGGGUAAAGGUGUUACUCGUGAGGCACAGGAACUUUUUGACGCAUUCGGCCGGACCAUGCCUACCCGGUGGAGUGGUUCUAACAUCAUUGUUGCGGAUGCUGUGACCAUUGCUCCGCCCUAUCGUGUUGAUGAUUGCCGCCCUUUGGUUGAGAAUGACACUGCUGCUCUUGCCCGAGUGCGUAAGGUGCUUGAGAUGGAGCGAAAGAAGAUCGAGCUCCGGAACGCCAGUGCCACCAUUGGAUCUACCAGCACCUUCGCCCGCAACUCCGGCGACCAGCGCAAGGGUGGCUAA